AUAUCUAUGAUCCAACCUGGCGUUUCUUCAAAAAUCGCAGAAAUACAAACAAACAACCUUGCUACACGCAAAGACGAGCAACAAAUCACGGUGAAAAACUAAUCCUUUCUUGAUUAAUUCGCUCUACGUACAUAGUGUAAAGAUGAACCGUUUGUUCGGUAAAUCGAAACCCAAAGAACCGGGCCCAAGCAUCAGUGAUUGUAUCAGCGGGGUCGAUGCACGGGCGGAAGCAAUCGAGGGAAAGAUCAAAACGUUGGACAAUGAGCUGCGCAAAUACAAGGACCAGAUGGCCAAGAUGCGCGAGGGGCCGGCCAAGAACGCCGUCAAGCAGAAGGCGAUGCGGGUGCUGAAGCAGCGCAAACAGUACGAAAGCCAGGUAGAGAACCUGCGGAACCAGUCGUUCAACAUGGAGCAGGCCAACUUUGCGCACCAGACGCUGAAGGACACGCAGGCAACGGUGAGCGCCAUGAAGGACGGCAUGAAGUCGAUGAAGAAAGAGUUCAAAAAGAUCAACAUCGAGGAGAUCGAGGACAUACAGGACGACAUGGCGGACAUGCUGGAGCAGGCGGACGAAGUGCAGGAAGCGAUGGGCCGAACGUACGGCAUGCCCGAGCUGGACGAUGAUGAGCUGCAGGCCGAGCUGGAUGCGCUCGGUGACGAGAUUGCCCUCGACGACGAUGCCAGCUACCUGGACGAUGUGGUGAAAGCGCCGGAAGCACCGGACAAGGAACCGGGUGCGGAUAGCGUCACCAAUAAGGACGGUAUACUGGUGGACGAGUUCGGCCUGCCAAAGAUUCCUGCCUCCGUCAAAACGACCUAAGCGGCUUUGGCGCAGCAUCCUGCCUGUGCGAUGAUUCAACUAUUUGAGUGGCCUUCUUCAAUUAAACACUCCCUCGUGUAUUCGGCAUCAUCUGCAUGGCGUUUGCCUUUAACUUAUGUUUAAAUACAGCACCCGUAAUCAGCCCACGGCAUACGAGAAAGCACCACUGUUUUGUAAGUGAACCGUAUUUUCUUUACCAUAUUAUAUUUUAUCGAAUGA
Molecule: messenger RNA, 1039 nt
Organism: Anopheles arabiensis
Lineage: Eukaryota; Metazoa; Arthropoda; Insecta; Diptera; Culicidae
Gene: Vps60
Product: charged multivesicular body protein 5
Exons: 2
Coding region: 143-820 (225 amino acids)
Biological process (GO): late endosome to vacuole transport via multivesicular body sorting pathway; vesicle budding from membrane
Cellular component (GO): multivesicular body
Source: RefSeq, a predicted model, not a curated record